Molecule: messenger RNA, 1920 nt
Organism: Talaromyces proteolyticus
Lineage: Eukaryota; Fungi; Ascomycota; Eurotiomycetes; Eurotiales; Trichocomaceae
Exons: 2
Coding region: 1-1920 (639 amino acids)
Source: RefSeq, a predicted model, not a curated record
AUGGAGCCCUUCGUAGGACCACCGCAGGCCCCUAAGACAUUCGUUUUGUGUUUCGACGGCACAGGGAAUAAGUUCUCCGGAGAUGAAUCCGACAGCAAUGUUUUGAAAAUCUUUCGUAUGCUUGAUCGCAGCCGCGGUCACCAGUUUCAUUAUUACCAGCCUGGAAUUGGCACAUAUGUAACAUCAACAUCAUUGUCCAGUACGGGCACAUUUCAUCGCAUUAAAUCAGCGUAUCUAAAGGCUAAGGACUCGGCCGUCGGUUCGUCUUUCGACCAACAUGUCAUGGGCGGGUACAAGUUUUUGAUGCGAUAUUACAUCCCCGGCGAUGAUAUCUAUUUCUUCGGUUUCAGUCGUGGCGCCUAUAUCGCGCGCUUUUUGGCUGAGAUGCUGGACUAUAUCGGUCUUUUGGAAGCCGGAAAUGAAGAACUGAUCCGUUUUGCGUGGAAAACAUUUGCCAAAUGGCAACAGCGAAGAGGCCAUACUGAGGAGGACGAGAAGGAGAAGAAAAAACUCUUCCAUUAUAUGAAAGCAUUCCGAGAGACCUUUAGUCGUCCUAUUAGCAGGAUCCGAUUUAUGGGGCUCUUUGACACCGUAAACAGUGUGCCUCGUUUCGAGUCCGCGUGGAUGCAGCGAAGCAAGUUCCCCUACACUGCCCGUAGUUCGGCUAGGGUGAUUCGGCAUGCAGUGGGCAUCGAUGAGCGUCGAGCCAAGUUCCGACAGGAUUUGCUUUCAGAGUCGAAACCCUGGCACACCCGCAAACAUCAUGAGCAUUACCUCCGGCGGCAUAUCCAUCAACUCCAUCACGAAAAGCCGGAAGAGAAGCCAGAAGAGGUUCCAAAGAUCACUCUGAACAACGAAGGUGACGGUGUCGACUUGGAAAAUACAGGAGACGGACAGAACACCCCUCGGCUAUCUCACCACCGCGGUCGCGAUGAAGUUGAGUCGGUCUACCGAACGCCUCGUGACUCAAGUGCUGGCAGUAAUCCAAACACUGAUCGAUAUCGCGCGCCGUCACCUACUCCCAAUUGGAGCCAGAAAUUGGUGGUACCUGAUCGCAAUGCGUCAACAGAUGAUGUUGCGUCGACCCACAGUGAAGUGACAUCCUUACAGGUUCCCCACUUGGCGAUGGAGGAAAACGACGAGACUCAGCAGGAUAUUCGCGAAAUUUGGUUUCCGGGUGGCCAUGCUGAUAUUGGAGGCGGUUGGAAGCUGGAGAAAGGCGAGGUCUGGCCUCUUAGCCAUGCUCCCCUGGUCUGGAUGGUGCAAGAAGCAAUCAAAGCUGGCCUCGCCUUUGACGCCAAAAAAUUGAAGCAGUUUGAGUGCGUUGAGGAAUAUGAGGGACAAUACUCUCCUAUCCACGAGUAUGAAGAAGAGCCAGACUGGUGCUUGGAUGAGAGCCAUGACCAUAACCAGAAUGGCGCCGAUGAAAUCGACAUUAAGUUGCCUGGGAGUAACCCGACAAACGGAUGGAACUCCAGCAAAGCAGCGCAUCGCUUCCGCAGUGCGCUCGAGCACUCGAGCACAAAGAGCCGGCUCCAUGAUUGUCUUCGAUAUGGUGAGGGACUGCCAUGGUCCUCGGUACUGUCCUGGCGCAUCAUGGAAUACCUGCCAUUUCGCCGAAUGGACUUGCAGCCUGAUGGAUCAUGGAAACCUAUCCGCUGGCCGCUGCCGUGCGGAGAAGUGCGCGACAUUCCCAACAAUGCAGAGAUUCACGUUUCAGCUAUCCGGCGUCUCCAAUAUGACCCAACCUACCGACCCGGCAACUUGAUCAUCGGAGGCGGUGGCCGUGGUGUCCGACGAGCACCAUCUGAGUACGGAAUUGGAGAAUGGGUGGUCCAUAGGGACGACGACGACGUAGUCCGAGCGACGUACGUUCGUAAGCAAAAGGCAAAGAAGACUGAAGUCGACGAUGGGAAGUAG